GUUAAACUGAUGAAGCAGUUCUUUUUUCACGUGGAACUGAAAGAGGAACCAUUCUUUCACUCUUUAACUUUUCAUCCACACUUCAAUUCAGCAAAGCCGCAGCAGCUGUUCUUCAGGGAAACCUACAAAAGCAAACAUGGACAUGAUGGGGGAUGUGAAUGAUACUGGCAAUGAGGGAUUUUUCUGUGAUGAGACGUUUGACUUUAAUACCCUCAGUGGGGCCUUCUUUAUUUUUAUCUUCAUCUUAAGCCUCAUAGGCAAUAUCCUCCUUUUGUGUGUUCUUGUCGUCCACGAGAACCUGAAAAAUGUCACAAACCUCUUCAUCCUGAACCUGGCCUGCUCCGAUUUGAUCUUCACCAUCACUCUUCCAUUCUGGGCCGUCUAUCACCUCCAUCACUGGGUCUUUGGCGACUUUGCCUGCAAGUUUGAGACUGCUGCAUACUAUGCUGGUACAUAUAGUAGCGUCAUUCUGAUGACUGCUAUGACUGUGGAUCGUUUCCUGGGAGUGGUGCUGCACAGCCGGCCGAUCAACCCUUUAACAAGGCAGAGAUGUGCAAUAGUUUCCUGCGUAGCUGCCUGGGUUAUCAGCAUUGCUGCGUCUGUGAGAGAUGCUUUUAGAGCAAAGGUGCUAGACACAUGGAACAAUGAGACAGCAUGUGAGCUUUUUGAGCAUGAUGUCAGCCUGGGAUAUUAUCUUCAAAUGUCCCUGCUCUUCAUCUUCCCAUUUGCCAUCAUAGUUUUCUGCUAUGCUGCCAUCCUCCGAACAGUCCUGCAGGCUUCAAACAGAAAAACAUGCAGGACUGUAGUGGUGGUGUUGUGUAUUGUUGCAGCCUUCUUUAUCUGCUGGGGGCCUUACAAUAUUAUACUUCUCAUUGCAUCUUUUUACGAACCUGCAGGCUGCAAUGCAACUGAAGUUUUCUACAUGGCCUACGACAUUUGUCGUAUCCUUGCCUUUUCUCAUUGCUGUAUGAAUCCUCUGCUGUGCAUGCUCUCACAGAAGUUGCGCAGAGAUCUCUUGCAACUUUUACACUGCAACAAAACCUCAAAGUACGUCCCAGAGAGAAGCAAUGGCCAGAGCACCUCUGUAAUUCAAAAUGUAGCUUACACAGCAAAGAGCUCAGCUAUUAUGUUGGAUGCACCGUCCAAGUAGACUCUCACUUUUGAAACAGGACACAGUUCAAAUGCUGUGGUGAAAUUAUUUAAUGUGAGUUUUAUUUUUCAAUUAAGUGCAUCACCUUCAAAAAUACAAAUGUUCUGUUGUGUUUUUGUCUUUAAGCUUGUUCUAUUUAAUGCCAAGUAAAUGACAAAUACGCUGAAAGAAAUUAAAGCAUAUAAUGUGUUGUUUUAACUUACUUUAAAUCAACAUUGCUGUGCUAUGACUUUGAAUGAAAAUAGGGUGGGAUAUCAUUUUCUGUUUUCAGUUCUUCUAAUUUAUUUUUAUCAGAUAAGUUAACAUGCAGGAAUUUUUUACAUUUUCAAAUUGAGGAUGUUGUGUCAAUACUUUAUUUGGGGGAAAGUCCCAUGAAGAGUGAAGUACUAACUAAGAGCAGCAUAGGCAAAGACACGGUGUUGAGACUGUUGCUAGGAAGACAAUUUCCAUUUGACCACUUCUGAAAAAAAUGUUCAAGUUUUUAAAUUAUUUAUAAAAUAUUGAUAUAAACAUGAACUGGCAGUAGAUAAUAAUUAUUCCUGUUAUUAAUCUUUCAUAAUUUCACUUUAAUUUAUGUUUCAUGCAAGUAUAUUUAAUGGUUUUACUUUAUAUUUCUCUGUUUUUUACUUUCUUAAGUAAGUAUCCCUUGACAUUUUUACCCCUAAAACCAUGAAAAUUUUCGAAUGCACAAUGAGUUUCUUUUUUUUUUUAAGAUAUAUUUUGGGCUUCUCAUGCCUUCAUUGAUGAUGACAGUGGAUAGAUUAGAAUAAGGAACUUGUUAGCCUUGUUUAUCCAAAAAUGUAUGAUGGAUGCAUCCCCCAAGUAGAAAUUUACUUGUGAAACUAAACACAGUUCAGAUACCGUGUAAUUAUUCAAAAUCAGUUUCAUUUUUUGUCUUUAAAAAUGACUUAAGAUAAAUUUAUUUGAUCUUAAGUAAAUGACAAAUGUGAUAUAGCUGGAAAAAAAAUAAGUAUAAUGUUUUGUAUUAACUUACUAAGCUCUUUAAAUAAAAUUUGCUGUGCUGUGACUUUGAAUAAAAAUAUGA
This is a messenger RNA of Cheilinus undulatus (humphead wrasse), 2195 nucleotides long. RefSeq names its product chemokine XC receptor 1-like. The transcript has 2 exons. Gene Ontology annotation, biological process: G protein-coupled receptor signaling pathway; chemotaxis; immune response. The coding region runs from base 137 to 1150 and encodes 337 amino acids. Gene Ontology annotation, molecular function: chemokine receptor activity. NCBI's taxonomy places the organism in Eukaryota, Metazoa, Chordata, Actinopteri, Labriformes, Labridae. Gene Ontology annotation, cellular component: membrane. The record is from RefSeq and is a predicted model, not a curated record.